AUGAUCGACUUGCUCUUCUACUUUCUCCCCUUUUGGCUCUAUCUGUUAUUCUGGUUGACUCGUCUUUAUUGGGAAAGAGUGAGACUCGACAAUUUGCAUGAGAGACCCGUGCUGAUCACCGGGUGUGAUUACGGUUUUGCCUAUGAUGCAGCCAUUGAACUUGCUAAACUUCAAGUUCCCGUUUUUGCUGCUUGUUACACUCAAGAUGGAAUGAGGAAAAUCCAAGCCGAAGCUGAGAAAAUUCAUGGAGCUCGUUUGAUGGCUCUUCCAUUGGAUGUAACUGAUGAUGAGAGUGUGGAAAGAAUGGGACAAAUUGUUGAUAAGGAAUGCAAACGCUAUGGAGGCCUUUGGGCGGUGAUCAACAGUGCUGGAGUGGCUCUGAAUUUGUUCAUUGACGAGUUUCUCACAUGUGAAGACUAUUACAAGACAAUGGACACGAAUCUCUAUGGCCUCAAACGCGUUGUAAAUAGGGUUGCCAAGCUCAUUAAACAGAAGAAAGGCCGAGUGGUUAAUGUAACCUCAAUCCUGGCGAGGUGUCCUGUGGCUGGAAUUGGGCCUUAUGUGAUCUCGAAACAUGCAGCCGGGGCAUACACAGAUGUUAUCAGAAAAGAACUUGCCAUGUUUGGCGUGAAAGUGAUCACAAUUGAGCCGGGAUUCUUUCGAACGAACAUGAGCGAUCUUGAUCGAAUCGCUAAAGAGAAUUGGGGAGUCUGGGAUCGAACAAAAUCUGAGAUAAAAGAUGAAUAUGGAUAUGACUUUGUGAAGACAGCAAUCGACAAUCAAGCACUGAUGAUGAAGAUGGUUAAAUCUGAGACGACUACAAGAGUUGUGCAUGCCUACGUGAAAUCUGUGACCUCAGUCUACGCGCGUCGUCGCUACAAGGUCGGCUUCGACACCUGGUUUUUAUGGCAUCCGAUGAGCCUCUUGCCCACGAAUCUCCAGGACAUCAUCUUCUACUAUAUGUCUCUUGCAAUCGGCGGCCCUCCACCCGCUUCCCUCCUUCCACAUUGUUCUCAUUGUAAACUCAAAGAGAACACAGAUCAAGAAAAUAUCAUU
This is a messenger RNA of Mesorhabditis belari, 1056 nucleotides long. Lineage: Eukaryota; Metazoa; Nematoda; Chromadorea; Rhabditida; Rhabditidae. The record is from the annotation of a GenBank genome assembly.